GAGCUGCUUUUGUUUUUCAACAGGAGGAAAUAAACUUUCUUUCCUUGGUUUGUGUACAGGUUCUGGUAAAUACUGCUUGCUGUGUUUUGAUGUUGGUGGCUAAGCUAAUCCAAUGUAUUGUGUUUGGCCCUCUUCGAGUGAGCGAGAGACAGCACCUGAAAGACAAGUUUUGGAAUUUCAUUUUCUACAAGUUCAUUUUCAUUUUUGGUGUGCUGAACGUCCAGACAGUGGAAGAGGUGGUCAUGUGGUGCCUCUGGUUCGCUGGGCUUGUAUUUCUACAUCUGAUGGUUCAGCUCUGCAAGGACCGAUUUGAAUAUCUCUCUUUUUCUCCCACCACACCGAUGAGCAGCCACGGUCGAGUUCUGUCUCUGUUGGUUGCUAUGCUGCUUUCCUGCUGUGGAUUAGCAGUUGUCUGUUGUGUCACCGGCUACACCCAUGGGAUGCACACGCUGGCUUUCAUGGCUGCGGAGUCUCUUCUUGUGACAGUGAGGACUGCUCACGUGAUUUUACGAUAUGUAAUACAUCUUUGGGACCUCAACCAUGAAGGGACAUGGGAAGGAAAGGGAACAUACGUCUAUUACACAGACUUUGUCAUGGAGCUCACUCUCUUAUCCCUGGACCUCAUGCAUCAUAUUCACAUGUUGUUAUUUGGCAACAUCUGGUUGUCCAUGGCCAGCUUGGUCAUCUUCAUGCAGCUGCGCUACCUGUUUCACGAGGUCCAGCGUCGAAUCCGCCGGCACAAGAACUACUUGCGUGUCGUUGGGAACAUGGAAGCGAGGUUUGCAGUUGCAACUCCAGAGGAGCUGGCUGUCAACAAUGACGACUGUGCCAUCUGCUGGGACUCCAUGCAGGCUGCAAGGAAACUGCCCUGUGGACAUCUUUUUCACAACUCCUGUCUUCGUUCCUGGCUGGAACAAGACACCUCCUGUCCAACAUGCAGAAUGUCUCUUAAUAUCGCUGACAAUAAUCGCGUCAGGGAAGACCAUCCAGGAGAGAACUUGGACGAGAAUCUGGUUCCUGUGGCCGCAGCUGAAGGCAGACCGCGCUUGAACCAGCACAAUCACUUCUUCCACUUCGAUGGGUCCCGGAUUGCAAGUUGGCUGCCGAGUUUUUCAGUUGAAGUGAUGCACACCACCAACAUUCUGGGCAUCACGCAGGCAAGCAACUCCCAGCUUAAUGCAAUGGCUCAUCAGAUUCAAGAAAUGUUUCCCCAGGUUCCUUACCACCUCGUGCUGCAGGACCUCCAGCUGACACGCUCAGUCGAAAUAACAACGGACAACAUUUUAGAAGGACGGAUUCAAGUACCUUUUCCCACACAGCGAUCAGAUAGCGUCAGGCCUUCACCGAACAGUCCUGUGGAAAGGCCAAACGGCGAGCAGGACGACGGAGAAGCUUCUGCUCAGACCGAGCAUAUGCCUCUGGACAUCAGUCCUCAGCUGGAGGAGGCGCUGGACUUGAGCGAGGUGGAGGCAGAGCCCAGCGAGGGGGAAGACUUCGAGGCGCGGGGCAGCCGCUUCUCCAAGUCUGCCGACGAGAGACAGCGCAUGCUCGUCCAGCGGAAGGACGACCUCCUGCAGCAAGCCCGCAAGCGUUUCUUGAACAGAAGUUCUGAAGAUGACUCAGCCUCAGAGAGCUGCCUACCCUCAGAAGGCACGACCUCUGACCCCGUGACCCUGCGUCGAAGGAUGCUGGCUGCGGCUGCCGAGCGGAGACUUCAGAAGCAGCAGACCUCCUAGCGCUUCCUGGCCGUCCGCAGCCACCUCCUGAGCAGUGUGCCCACCGGAAGAGGCCUGUCCCCAGUUCCGCCUGCUGUUCGAAGAAGUGGGCUUGACUGCAUUGCCGCUGUAUAAAGCAUGUGGUCUUAAUAGUGUUUGGACAGCUGACAAAUUUAAUCCUUUUUUGUAAUACUUUCUAUGUGACAUUUCUUUUCCCUUUAGAAACACUGCACAUUUUAACUCUAGGCAUGAACACUUCUGGUCUUAGGGCUGGGGGAAGAUCACGAGGAAGUGGGCAGCCGGAGACCCCGAAGCCAGCAGCUUUGGUUGCUGCUUUAUACAUAAGUCACAAGAAAUGCUGGUGUCUUAGCUCCAAAUCUGGCGGCAGCGUGUGGGGGUGGGGGCUUCAGGGAGGGCAGCGGCAGCGGCGCAGCGGGAGCCUGGCUCCGGGCACUGGAAAGCUGCUUUUGUCAAACUGCUGUUAGCGAGAAGGCUGGGCGCACGGGCCGGGCCGCAGGGCCGCUUGGGAAAACAGCACGUGGUUUGAUACCUGGAGCACCCAGAGCUGUGAAGUGGGAGCAGGUGACCCAUGGUGUCCCAGUACAUCCAGGACUUCCUUUCUGAGCCCUAGUCAAAGCUGGCUUUAUUUCCGUUAAUGCCGGUGCUCCUGCAGCUCACCAGUGUACGCCGUGUGUCCUUUCCGCAUUUCAUAGCCCCCCGGACACGGGGAAGGUCAGCUCUGAAAGGGUUGAGCAGCAAGCUUUGGUUUAUGGUUUGAAUUCCUCGGUCAAGUAAAUUAGGCGAUGCCAAAGGCUGCGGGUUUAGUCCUUGGAGAAAAUGUGGGCCUUACAGGAUGGGAGAGGAAAUUUUGGAGGGCUUCAUUGAAGAAACGAAAGUUACCUUUUGUAUCGUUCUUCCCAUGGAGCCCUUCAUUUUCGUAACUUUGUUCCCGUUGGUUUAACUAAACGUAGAAAGGUGAGAUGUUGAGCCCACCUGCCCUGGAGCUGACCCAGGUCCUGGCCCUUUUCAAAUUCUUCACACAUUUAACUUUAAGGAUUUGAAACACGCAGUCAUAGGUUACAUAGUUCAGUUUUAUGUCCUAUCGGAUUUUUUUUUAAAGUUGGAAAGCAUAGUUUUUUGGUAGUCCUUUUGGGGAGAAUCCAGUAUUAUCUAAAAUUAUUGGCAAAGUUAAAUGUAUUUUACAUAACUGAAAGUUUUUAGAAUGUUGGAAAGUAAUUGAAAAAAGAGUGACGAGUAAAUGUUUAGGCCAAGAUAAUUUAUUUCAAUAAAUCUUUCAAAAGCCUUACCUUGAAA
Pteropus alecto (black flying fox) is the source of this 3029-nucleotide messenger RNA. It is a transcript of the gene AMFR, whose product is annotated as autocrine motility factor receptor. Gene Ontology annotation, cellular component: ubiquitin ligase complex; endoplasmic reticulum; cytosol. Gene Ontology annotation, molecular function: ubiquitin protein ligase activity; ubiquitin binding. The transcript has 13 exons. NCBI's taxonomy places the organism in Eukaryota, Metazoa, Chordata, Mammalia, Chiroptera, Pteropodidae. The record is from RefSeq and is a predicted model, not a curated record. The coding region runs from base 90 to 1736 and encodes 548 amino acids. Gene Ontology annotation, biological process: protein K48-linked ubiquitination; ubiquitin-dependent protein catabolic process; endoplasmic reticulum unfolded protein response.